CCGGAUGCUUUGUUUACAUUUAAUCCUUUGCAAAAACUCUUGUAUUCUAUAGUUUAUCAUAUUAUUUAAUAAUUUUUGUCAAUAAUACUUGGAGUGAACAUGAAACCUGAUAACUUAAACAAUCUCUCGCAUAAUCCUCAAGGAUCAUUCGGUGACUCGAACACUGAAAACAAUUCGGAUUCGCUCAGCAGCGAUACAGAUGUUGAAGGUACGAGUUGUGCGGCAAGCACAUUAAGGGGAACAAAGCCAAAAUAAAUGAUCUGGUUUCCAAGUUGACUAUUGCCGAAAUGCAAUUAGCUUGUGAAAAAGAAAAGUCCAAUAAUAAGGAUCAAUUAAUCAAGUCUUUGAAUAUGUCGAUAGAUUUGGUGAAUCAAAACAAAGACUUAAGUAUACAGCAAAUGCACAGUCAAAAUGUGGAGCUUAAAAAUGCGCUUGAUUUGAGUCAGAGUCAGGCGCUUACCGAGAAUAAAGAUAAGGAAUCAUCCGGUUCUCAAGAUAAAUAUACGAAAAAUAUUGAAGAUUUGAAUGCCAAAAUUAUUCAGUUGGAACGUAAAGUCAAGGAGAAGGAUGAUCAUAUUGCCGAGUUUCAACAGAAAUUUAAAAUCAAUAUGAGCGAGAUAAAAGAAGAAAUCGAGUUGGACAUGAAAACCAAUAUUAAAGAGAAGGAAGAGCACAUAACCCAGCUAGAAGCCAAGAUAAGUCAAAUGAAUACAAAACUUUCUGAGUUCACCCUAGACACUAACAGUUGCCAGAAUCCAAGCGAAUCUUUCGUAUUUCUUAACUGCACUACGAUUCCUUCAAUUAAACUGAUAACACUCCAUGACUCCGAACCCUUCGGAGCUGUUUUUGAGGAUAUUCCAUCCGCCGGUCCUGGUUGGAUGGUCAUCCAACGUCGAUUUGACGGAAGUGUGCUUAUGAAAAAUGAAGACCAUUUUUUCAUUGGCUGUGGAGAUUUAGGUGGUGAAUUCUGGAUCGGAAGUGAAAAAUUGCAUAAGUUGACUGCCAGUCGUCGGCAUGAGUUGUACAUUCAACUGGUCGACUUUGAUAAUGUUGUUGCUUUCGCCAGAUAUGACCACUUUAUUAUUGGAGACUCUAAAAAGCGAUACAAACUGCUGUCCCUUGGUAAAUACUCAGGAAAUGCUGGCGAUGCUUUGUUGAGUCAUAUAAACAAAGAUUUUCAAGGCGACGGAUAUUGUGGAUGGUGGGAUAGAACCGAUUGUAAUUUGAACGGAAACUUCUACGACUGUAAAAGGGAGUUGAGAGACUGGGAUGGAAUUUGGUGGGGUCGUUGGAACAUGGGAAAAAGAUAUUCUCUUAAAUCGUGCAAAAUGCUAAUACGGCCAAAAACAUAAAUAAGUCUGCCGAAGGCGGUUAAAGGUGGACAAUAUGAUACAAAUGUAUAAAUAAGUUUAAUGUACUAAAUAUAUUCCAAACAAAUAAACCUAAAAACAAGAA
This is a messenger RNA of Drosophila subpulchrella, 1455 nucleotides long. RefSeq names its product angiopoietin-related protein 7-like. The transcript is spliced from 3 exons. The record is from RefSeq and is a predicted model, not a curated record. NCBI's taxonomy places the organism in Eukaryota, Metazoa, Arthropoda, Insecta, Diptera, Drosophilidae. Bases 288 to 1352 code for a protein of 354 amino acids.